This is a messenger RNA of Dermacentor silvarum, 1601 nucleotides long. RefSeq lists its product as uncharacterized. The record is from RefSeq and is a predicted model, not a curated record. Gene Ontology annotation, molecular function: DNA binding. Lineage: Eukaryota; Metazoa; Arthropoda; Arachnida; Ixodida; Ixodidae. The coding region runs from base 972 to 1574 and encodes 200 amino acids. Gene Ontology annotation, biological process: negative regulation of DNA-templated transcription. The transcript has 5 exons.
UUGUUUUAUAAAAUUACAGUGGCCGAAAAUGUGAAGCUGCAACCGCGACCGACCGUGUGUCCUGCGCGCCAUCCGCGCUCGGCCGGACGAAGACAAGCCCAGCCUGCGAACCAGUCAAGCCGAGUCGCUCUGUCUGCUCAGCCGCUUUGUGAACCCCGUGUGCCUUUUAGUUCACGCAAGCCUCAGUCAUGUUUGCCCUGGUGCGCUUCCGCGACGAUGACAUGAAGGUUGUGCUUCACAUCAACCAAAUUAAGAACUUUUCUACCAAAAAUGUCUUGGAUUUUGACUCUGCAAAAUGGCACCAAGUAUAUUGGCAAGACGAGCAGCAAGAAGGAUACUUCAAGGCCCAAGUGCUCCGAUUGUUUGAAACACGGGAGGAAGCUGAAAGACCGGGAAAACGUGUUCCUCGUCCUCCGCGUCCGGUGUCUGACAGCGAGGCCAGCGACGACUCGAUUUCAAGCACGGACUCUUUAGCCGAGGUAAUGAAAAAAGCUGCCAAGCGAUGCCAAACAAAGAAGAAACAAGCAGCAGCAGUUUUUCAAAAAGAACAGCUCGAUGCUCUGUUUCCCAGAAAUGACCCUAGGGACCCAGACUGGGAAGCCGAGGCCAAGCGGGUGGAGGAGGAAAACAACCUGCUGAAAGCUGCAAAUGAGCAGCUGAAAACUGAAAAUGUCAAACUCCACAAAAGGGUGGAAAUGCUCGAAAAAGCAUUGUGCAGCAGGAUUUUUAAGACAGGUUUGAAUUCUAUAGCAGUUUUUAUUUCAUUUGCGACAGUAAAUUUUUAUCUCUAAAUACUAAGGUGUACAUAUUUGGUUGUUUUGUCAUAUCUGUUUCACUUAUACUGAACACAUGUGGUAGGCGAAUGCCAAAGGUGUGAGCAAAAACAAUGAUUUUCCACUGAGUACCACCAUGUGUCUACUUCCGCAGAAAACCGCCUGCUGUCCCAGGAGCAUCAACGUGGCUGCUACACCAUGGCCGAGGGACACAUCCAACAGAAGAAACCUUCACCACAGGUGCAGGUUUCUUCUGUAGGGUGUGGAUCUCUUCCUCCACAAGUGGAGGUUUCUCCUAGGACAGCAGAGCGCGUGUCACCUGCUGCACCCACACCUGAGCCAUCAUCGCCCACCAGGCCACAGUCCGCUGCAGAGGCCGAACUUCACGUAAGCUUGGAGGAUUCCGACAAGAAUGAGAGGCUGGAAUCUUCAAAGAUAUUUUCAGUCGUUGGAAUUGAGGUGUUCCUGGGUAGUGGCGUGUGGCUGCAGAAAUCCGUGUACGAACAUUUGAUGCAGCGCCCGAAAGAUGGCAUUUUUGUUCGUGAGGCCAGCGUUCGAAUAUUUUCGACUGCAGGCCUCUUUAACAGAAGUGUCACGGGCGCUGCAUCAAAUAGAACUAAAGCGGAAGCCAAGCCACCCUUGGAUGCUACGAAAUAUGAAGUUCUAAAAGCAUUUUUCAGGCACUACCUGGAGAGCCGAUGCAGCAGCCCCGCAGAAAUUCCCACAAGGCAUAGUUGCCUUGGCAAAAUAGUAGCCUGCAAUAUAGCCGACAUCAUGAAGGGCCAGAGGAAGAAUAUGUAGUUUUGUUUUGAGAAUAUAUUUGUGUAC